UCCAUAUUUGAUCUUUCUUUGUUGCUGAUUAUCAACUUUUCUUUUACUAGCUGAUUUUUCCUUUUUCAAAACUAAGCAAGUUUGUGUUCACGUCUUCAUCAAUGACAUAAUUGCCCUUAGUUUAUUCCACAUAGUUGUCAUACAAAUUACUUUCGUUUCUAUGUGUUUUAUAUUCACAAUCAUAGAUGAAGUUCAUAACUUAGAUGUUAAAGAAAAAAACAGAGUUCAUAACUUGUGAUUUUGUGCUUUGUCUUAUUUGUUAGAUUACGGAUAGUGAAGUCUCGGAGACUGAAUGAUAUUGUUUCUGGUCAACUUAACCAAUUUCAGAACAUGGCAAACAGAGCAGACAACUCAAUGCGUUGUUCAAAUAGUAAGAAACCGAAUGACGGUAUGAUGCUCGUAAUAUCGAUUUUCGCGGGAAUAGUUAUCGGAUUUUUAUUAGGCAUAUCUUUCCCUACAUUGUCACUAACUAAGAUGAAUUUUCCAUCAAGCAUUCUUCCUUCUGUUGCUACUGUCUACAUAGAAAAUGAGAAACCGGAGAAAUCAUCUAAGACGAGUUCACAAAACGAAAGUGAUGCAUCACAUCAUCAUAAGAUUUGGGUUCCAUCGAAUCCUCGAGGUGCAGAGAUGUUACCUCCAAGUUUUGUUGCAGCCGAAUCGGAUUUUUACUUACGAAGAUUGUGGGGAUUGCCUAAAGAUGAUUUACCAGUGGUGAAGCCUAAGUAUCUUGUUGCUUUUACUGUUUCUUAUGAACAAAGAAAAAACAUCGAUGCUUGUGUCAAAAAAUUCUCAGAUAACUUCACCAUUGUUCUGUUUCAUUACGAUGGAAAAACCUCGGAGUAUGAUGAAUUUGAAUGGUCUAAACGGGCGAUACACGUCAGUGUACCUAAGCAAACCAAGUGGUGGUAUGCUAAAAGGUUUCUGCAUCCUGAUAUCAUAGCACCAUAUGAAUAUAUAUUCAUUUGGGAUGAAGAUCUUGGCGUUGAAAACUUCGACGCAGAAGAGUACAUCAAGAUUGUGAAUAAGCAUGGUCUAGAAAUAUCGCAACCCGCUGUGGAAUCAAGAAAAUCAAUCACAUGGAAGAUAACAAAGAGAAUACCCGGAAUCGAAGUUCACAAAGAAGUCGAAGAGAAACCAGGCCGCUGCAAUGACCCUCACCUACCUCCUUGUGCAGGGUUUAUAGAGAUUAUGGCUCCAGUUUUCUCUAGAGAGGCAUGGCGUUGUGUGUGGCAUAUGAUUCAGAAUGACUUGGUUCACGGUUGGGGUCUUGACUUUGCGCUAAGAAAAUGCGUCGAGCCUGCACAUGAGAAGAUUGGUGUUGUGGAUUCUCAAUGGAUCAUUCAUCAAAAGAUUCCUUCUUUAGGCAGCCAGGGAACCGCGCAGGAAGGGAAAACCGCGUUCCAAGGGGUAAGAGAGAGAUGUAAACGGGAAUGGACAAUGUUUCAGAAAAGAAUGACCCGAUCAGAGCAGAAGUAUCUGAAAGAAAUUGCAUCUGCCUCUUCAAACUCUACACGUACUUAAACCAAAAGAGUAGAGGAACUGAAUAACAACCUUUAGUGUUCAGAUAGCACUUUCAGUAAGAAAAAAAGAGAAAUAGAAUGUUGAUAUGAUAAGCACAUAAGCAAGCAUACACACACAAGACACAUUCUUUGAAAAGAGCAAUAUAGCUCUGUUCUAGAAACAGUUAUACUGUAGUAACAAAACAGUUAAUAAAGUUCUUAAUAAACUCUUCAUUUCUAUAAUAUACAAUUGUCAAUACUAAUCUGUGUUCAUUUCAGAUUGUGGCAAAAUAAUUUGAGAAAUUGUAGUAUGCUCUCAUUACAAUACAUUAUGUUUCUUGGUUCAAAGAAAUGACCAAACCUCACUCUUAUCAUAAUGAGUAAUGACUAUAAGCUUUCAUCUUGAAUAUAAACUCGUUGAUACGCCGUGCAAUGCCAUCCUGCAUCAGCCAAGAUAUCAUCAGAUAGAUAGUGGGUAAUGAGCAUAACGUGUUUUACCCAUCUGAAACCUGUGCACGGAAGCUCUCCAGCUCUUGUUAUCAAGAAGGAACUCAAACGAAUAAAGACUGUUCUUGAGCCGUAGAUGAGGGAUCUGCGUAAUCUCAUUGCACCAUCUCAAAAGGUUUACAGUAUGUCUACUCGGGAUCUCAUCAACAUCAGACAUUAUCAACAAAUCAGCAAGGACAAAUGUCGGAACAAUCACUAACAAGAACACAUAAGACUCCAUAUCUACACCACGUAGAACACAACAAAGCCUAUAGAUACUGAAAACUGUACCAGAAUCCUACAAAAGUCCUAAAACCCUAAACAGAAGCUAGGAACUUGCUCUUGAAUCGAGCUUAGCUUCUCAAAAUUCGAGUGAAAGAUUAAAACUUUAAAGAAGGGUACACGAAAACAAGCAGAUCGGAGAAUCAAACCCUGGCCGGAUAUAUCAUCCAUCAGUCUUCUUAAAACACUAGUGAGUAGUGUCCGUCGUCUUCUUCCUUCAACAGUUCAUCCACCACAUUUCCGUAAACCAGAUAAUUUGGGCUUGACUUAUAUAAGGCCCAUUAACCGCCAAGUCAAAGACUCCAACGACGAUGACCAUGGCUUCAUGGGCUUGUUUAUGCAAUGAAAGAUUGACAUCAAUCAGAUAGCACAGGGCAAGACAACCGUUACAAAAAAAAAACUACGAUUCAAACAUGAACAAACUCAUGAAUCGCUGGUUGAGUUUUAAUAUAUAUAUAUGCUUAACAAAUAAAAAAUCAGGAAAAUGAAAAUUUGAUGUAGAUGUUCGAUUACAAGUUUAUUUCAAUGGAACUUAUUUAUUACUUUUUCAAAAAUAAUACUUUGUCUUUUCUGUUAUGUCUAGGACCUCCGUAAUAUACAAUAUUAUUGACAUGUAUAUCUGAAUAUAUAUUUAUUUUUUUUGUUAAUAAAUAUUUUAUUGCAUCAUUUCAAACAUAUAAUAAUUUUAUGAAGUAAUAGUGAAACAACAUAUCUAACAAAAUCCUAAAAGUUAAAAUUUAUUAUAUAUACAAGAAAAAAUUAUAUAAAAUUAAACAGUUUGGAUUCUCUUUCGAUUUUAAUCUUUGAUCCAAUUAUCUUUUUUUAUUUAAUUAUAGAGAAUCUUAACAUACAGCCUAAAUCAAAAGAUUUCAAAAAAAUUAAAUCAUUUUUUUCAGUUUCAAAUAUUUUAUAGGUGGAACGUAUUUUUAUACGAAAUAAACGUAAAUUUAAAUAAAACGAAAACUUUAGUUACAUAUUUUCUUGUAUACAAACAUAUAUGAUAUCUCAUAUAAUAAUUUUAUACAUAAUAAUUUAUUUCAAUCAUUUUAUCCCGCACAUUAUACAGGUUCUUAUCUAGUCUAUUAUAUAUAAAUGAAAACAAUUUAAUAAAUAUAUAGGAUGAUGGUGAUGGUGGUUGUGAUGAUGGUGGUGGUUGUGAUAUUGAUUAAGCUUUAAGGACGUGGUCCUCCAUAUCAAUAACCAUACUCUUGAGGAGUUGCAUGUAGCUGCUUGGUUCGGGGAAAUCAUCGUUGCGCUUCUCCCAUAUCAUAGUGAUUUUGCAGACGCAAUCUUCUUCAGAGUUGGGAAUAAAUUGGAAGUCAAUCUCAUACACCUUGAACUGCUCCAUCACGUGACCUUCCAAUCCUACAACCUUCACUAUCUUAUUGUCAUCGUCUAUCUCUCUCCUCUCCUUGAAUACCUCCUCCUUUCCAUCUUUACAUACAUGUAAAUCAUUAUUUUUUUCUUUUUUUUUGUUAAAGCGUGUAAAUUAAAUUAUUGUCAUAUUUAUAUAAGACUAUCUACAAUGGCUUAUUGAAAAAAUUUAUUCAAUAGUUGAAUGCUUACAGUGGGGUAUUGAAUAAAGAAAUGAAUCAUAUGUAGAUUAAAUGGUGUUGAAUCGAUUCAACAAUGUUGAAUCUUUAAAAAUGGACCCUUUAUUACCACUUGUUAUUAAAUAAUUGGAGACAGAAAUUGUGGGGGAGAGUUAAAUAAAGAUAGGACAUGUUCUUUUAUUUGCUACUGAAAUUUCUUAUAUUUUCUUUUCCUCUGAAUUAUUGGAGGUCAAUUAUCUUAUAAAAUAUUUAUUUGUUUUAAAUUAUUUUUACACUAAAAUUCAUCAUUUUUUAAACUCUAUAAAUAGAGAUUUGUUUCAUUUGAUUUGAACAUAGAAAAAAAUACAUCUAUUUUCACUAAAAAAUUUUCAUUAGCCGCUAAACUCGUAUCUAUAUCUUUUUUUGCUUUUUCCAGUGAAAUGGAUCCCAAUAAUAACUCAUUUAACCCCUAAAAUUUCAUUACUUAUCCAUUUAAAACAUAAAAGAAAAGAAAAAUAAUGAAAUAAAAAUUUGUGGGGUAGGGUGUUGAAUUUUAUUAAACAAACCAUUGUAGAGUAUAAAAUUUGAGUAGGUAUUGAAUUAUUAUGUGAAAGAGAGAGAAAAUGAUGUGGAAGGGAAAGAAGCUUAUGUGGAGGGUGUUGAAUGGAAAAACCAUUGUUGAUAGCCUAAGUAAAUGAUGCAAUAAAUUUCCAACAUGUCAAUAGUUAGACUUCUCAGGCCACCUCCAUGGGCUAGGUUCUAAAGAAAAUCUCACCUAUUUAGAAAAAAGAAAAAGAGAGGAGAGAAACACAUAAAAAGAAAAGAUCUCAACAAGAAACUUGUAGAAUUUGAUGAGAAAAGGUAUGGAUACAUGUCCUUCACUUAAUGAUAGAUUUUUUGUUUAAAGUAAAAUUUUAAAUACAUACCUAAAUUGAUUGACCAUAAAAAAAAAUACAGACCUAAAUUAUGUUUAAAAUAUUACUAAGAAAUCCAAAUUGGUAUCUUAACACUGAUGGAGAUGGCCUCAUAAGGAUGAAUAUGCAUGAUAUUAUGAUCACAUAUAUAUUUUUUUGCAAAUUAAUGUUGGGUAUCAACCCAUGCCCCAUACUCAAAGUUUAGAUAAUUGUCUAAUAUAUAAAGAAAGGUAUACCUCCGAGUGUGUAGUUCCAAAUCUUGAUGCCUCCUUGAGUGUCCCAUUCGCCAUCGUGAACAGUAACACUUUGGAUGUGGUGGCCGAUAGUGUCAGGGAAGAGAUAGUUCUCGUUCCUGUACCUCUUGAAGUGUUUCUCCACCGUUCCUUUUAACGGCACCUGCGUCACGUAUGUUCCCGACGUCGCCAUUUCUCUCUCUCUUUUUUAAUUUUGUUUAAAAGCUUCCACUCGUGUUUCUUCUUUUGUUUUGUUUUGGUUGAUGAAAUAACACUUGUUGCCUUGGUUUAUAUAGAGAAGAUGACGCUUAAGAAUACUGUUUCUUUUAAUCAUGCUAGAAACUUCUCUUCUUCAUUUUUCAACCUAAAGUAUUUAGUGAGCAUUAAUUUUAC
Molecule: messenger RNA, 5339 nt
Organism: Arabidopsis thaliana (thale cress)
Lineage: Eukaryota; Viridiplantae; Streptophyta; Magnoliopsida; Brassicales; Brassicaceae
Product: transmembrane protein, putative (DUF707)
Exons: 14
Coding region: 331-1521 (396 amino acids)
Source: RefSeq, marked reviewed